Messenger RNA from Cynara cardunculus var. scolymus (artichoke), 1409 nucleotides. RefSeq lists its product as uncharacterized. The transcript has 11 exons. Gene Ontology annotation, biological process: starch metabolic process; regulation of starch metabolic process. The record is from RefSeq and is a predicted model, not a curated record. Gene Ontology annotation, molecular function: starch binding. Lineage: Eukaryota; Viridiplantae; Streptophyta; Magnoliopsida; Asterales; Asteraceae. Gene Ontology annotation, cellular component: chloroplast stroma; starch grain. Bases 7 to 1287 code for a protein of 426 amino acids.
UCGAUAAUGGCAUCCAACCCGGCGGUGCCGCCGACAUUUGGUUUGCGGCUGCGGAGGUCGGAAGCGGAUUUUUGUCCACCGUUGCUUCUCCGGCGGAGGGUUAUGAUUCGCGGCAGCGAUUGCAAGAUUUCUUGUUGCUGCUCCGGCAAGGUAGUGCCGAUCCGGAGAAUUGCUGUCGGGUCGGGUCGUAAAUGUGGGAAUAAAGCUGAUGAAUGGCCGAUUGAGUUGAAGAAGAAGACCCACAAAGUUCGAGCUCAAGCUCCCCCUGCAUUGCCCUUCGCAUCAUCUCAAUCUCUGAUGCCUUCUAGACAAGAAAAGUUCUUUCCACGCUGUACCCCCAGAAAUUCUGGGCCACAAUCUCGUGACACUCCACCUAAAAGAGACACGGGUAUUGCAAAUGAAAAGGAUUGGGGCAUUAGUUUAAGUGAACAUGUUAAUGAAUCUGGAGUGAAUGUGGAUGGUAGUAGCUGGUAUAGAGAAAGUGGAGAAGAUUUUGGUGAAAAUGGAUUGAGAUGUAGAUGGACAAAGAUGGGUGGUCAAAGCGAUGAUGGCUCUUCAGAAUGGAAAGAAACGUGGUGCGAGAAAAGUGAUUGGAGCGGAUACAAAGAGCUAGGUGUCGAAAAAUCUGGAAGAAAUUCUGAAGGGGAUUCAUGGUGGGAAACAUGGCGAGAAGUUCUUUACCAAGAUGAAUGGAGUAAUCUAGCAAGGAUCGAAAGGAGUGCACAAAAGCAAGCAAAAUCAGGCACAGAAAAUGCCGGUUGGUACGAGAAUUGGUGGGAGAAGUAUGAUGCCAAAGGUUGGACCGAGAAAGGAGCACAUAAAUACGGUAGACUAAACGAUCAGUCAUGGUGGGAGAAAUGGGGAGAGCAUUACGAUGGAAGAGGAUCUGUUCUAAAAUGGACUGACAAAUGGGCUGAGACUGAACUCGGAACCAAAUGGGGAGACAAAUGGGAAGAGAAGUUUUUUGCGGGUAUUGGUUCUCGUCAAGGAGAAACAUGGCAUGUAUCCCCUGCCGGUGAACGUUGGUCAAGGACAUGGGGGGAAGAACACUUUGGAAACAGCAAGGUGCACAAGUACGGAAAAAGCACAACGGGUGAAAGUUGGGAUAUUGUGGUACACGAGGAAACUUAUUACGAGGCUGAACCCCAUUACGGAUGGGCUGAUGUCGUUGGUGAUUCAAGCCAAUUGUUAUCGAUCCAGCCACAGGAGAAACCUCCAGGCGUUUAUCCGUAUCCUGAUUUUGGGUCGUCACCGACACCUAAAAAUGACAGGCUUUCGCCCCCGUGAUAUCAAGAAAUCAUGUUGAUUAUUUCCAAUCUUGGUUAUUUUAGGCAUUUGGUGUUAUUGGUUUUCUUUUUGUUCAUGGCCAAUUAAUUUAAUUAUUGUAUUGUUUUGAUAGACAUUGUUGA